ACCCUUGAUGUGACGGGGCUGAAGUCCGGCGCUGAUAGUGCCCCACUGGAUUCUGGGAUAUGAGCUGGCAGUUCUCUUUUGGAGCCAGACACUCGGAUAUUGUUUUAAUGUGAACGAUUCUGAUCCAUCAUGCUGGUGUUGUGGGUUUGUCUGGUUCUGCUGGAACAUGUUCGAACCGAACCAUCUGUGGAAAACAUCCACAUGCUCGCUCCGGAGGAGCACAAAUUCAUAAUGAACCUCGGACAUAACGAGAUUCCCACAGAUUGCUACGAGCUGUGGGAGGCCUCCGGCGGGCACGCGCGGGAUGGUUUGUAUCUGAUCAAACCCGCAGACGCGCCCAUCGCUGUCUACUGCGCCAUGCACGAGGGCGGCUGGACGGUCGUGCAGCACAUCACGAUCAACAGCAGCGUGGACUUCGAUCGCACCUGGGACGAAUACAAGCAUGGAUUUGGAUCCCUCACGGGCAACCACUGGCUGGGCAACGGCUACCUGCACCAGCUCACCCACGGCCCGGCGAGUUACAAACUCGGCAUCAAACUGGUCGACAAGGACGCCGUCACCAAGACGGGCGAGUACGACCCGGUGCUGGUGGAGAACGAAGAUGCCCAGUAUCGUCUGCGUCUGGGUCUCUUUCAAGGCACGGCGGUGGAUGCUCUCACUGUGGAUACGGAGAACUAUCUCCAUGACAACCAGAGGUUCACCACCAAAGACAGAGAUAACGACAACUACUUCCAGAACUGCGCCAAGCUGGAGUUCCAGGGCGUGCCGGGCGGCGGGUGGUGGUACGACGCCUGUGCCGGUGCCAAUCUGAACCGCAGGAAUGUCAUCUACUGGCAGAAGGACUGUAAUAAAGAACAUCUGUGUAAAUACGCCUGGAUGAUGGUGAAACCCUCGGAUCACGUGAAGCUGGUUUACGGCGGAGACUGCAAGAAAGAUGAACUGUGAUCUCAAUAGCUUAAAUG
This is a messenger RNA of Triplophysa rosa, 962 nucleotides long. RefSeq lists its product as uncharacterized. The record is from RefSeq and is a predicted model, not a curated record. Bases 130 to 945 code for a protein of 271 amino acids. The transcript has 3 exons. NCBI's taxonomy places the organism in Eukaryota, Metazoa, Chordata, Actinopteri, Cypriniformes, Nemacheilidae.